Messenger RNA from Linderina pennispora, 2067 nucleotides. Its product is annotated as TPR-like protein. The coding region runs from base 1 to 2067 and encodes 688 amino acids. Lineage: Eukaryota; Fungi; Kickxellomycota; Kickxellomycetes; Kickxellales; Kickxellaceae. The transcript has 6 exons. The record is from RefSeq and is a predicted model, not a curated record. Gene Ontology annotation, molecular function: protein binding. Gene Ontology annotation, biological process: mRNA splicing, via spliceosome.
AUGGCGGGCCUUAAUGCCGCUGGCUUUGAGCAGAACGUUGGCUCGACGGACAUGAGUGCCGAUGACGGGACAGUGACCAAUUUUAUGGCUAUCGGGCAAGCCCGCGAUGACGUUUUGCGAAUGAAGCUGGACCAGGCGGGCGACUCAGCAACAGGCCAGACAACCAUCGACCCGCGUGGAUAUCUAACAUCACUGAACACCCUGGGUACGCAAAAUGCAGCUGAAAUCGGCGAUAUUUCGCGUGCCCGCACGUUGCUCAAAUCGCGGCCCGUCCUGGAAGAGAUUGCGAAGAAGCUGGGCAAGGCGCGGUCGAUUAUCGCCGAGGGGUGCGAAAACUGCCCAAAGAGCGAGGAGGUGUGGCUGGAGGCAGCCCGGCUCAAUACGCGGGAGACAGCCAAGGUGAUCUUGGCCAGCGCAGUCCGCAACCUGCCGCAGUCGGUCAAGGUCUGGAUGGCAGCGGCAGACCUGGAGGCAGCGUCGCACGAUGUCAAGGCGCAGCGGCGGGUGCUGAGACGCGCAUUGGAGUUUGUGCCCACCUCGGUUGUUUUAUGGAAGGCAGCACUGAUUCCGCUCAGCAUCGAUCUGUGGCUCGCACUGGCGCGGCUCGAGACGUACGAGAAGGCGCAGAAGGUGCUGAACCGCGCCCGCCGUGCUGUGCCCUCGAGCCACGAGGUUUGGAUCGCGGCUGCGCGGCUCGAGGAGCAGAACGAGCACACUGGACGGUCCCUGGGCCAGCACGGAACAACCAUGGACCGUGACGCAUGGCUCGACCAGGCAGAAAUAUGUGAGACCGACGGAUACCCGUCUGUGUGCCAGGCCAUUGUCAAGGCCACGGCCAGUCUGGGAUUCGAUGGGAACGAGUCUGCCGAGGACCAGGCAGACGUGUGGGCAUCCGAGGCUGACCGGUUUAUGCAGCAUCGGGCUGUGGUCACUGCGCGGUCUCUCUAUGAGCUUGCGCUAGAAGCUACACCGGCCAGCAUGGACAUGUGGCGAAGUGCAGCCGAUCUGGAGCGCGAGCAGGGCUCGAUCGAGGACCUGGAGGCGCUGCUGAAGCGCGCUGUGCAGUACUGCCCACAGGCAGAGGUUCUAUGGCUGAUUGCCGCGAAAGAGAAAUGGACGAAGCAGAACGACGUGGAAGGCGCUAGGCAGAUCCUCGAGGAGGCGUUCAGGGCGAACUCAGGAUCGGAGGCCAUUGUGCUGGCGGCAGUCAAGCUGGAGAGCGAGAACGGGCAGUACCAGCGUGCGCAGUUGCUGCUCCAGCGAGCCCGCACGACAGAGUUUGACGGGCAGAUGGGCACUGCCCGGAUCUGGAUGAAGAGCACGGUGCUGCUGAGGCAGUUGGAUGACCUUGAUACAGCGCUUUCUCUGGCCAAGGAAGGGUUGGACAGGUUCCCCCAGUGCUACAAGCUGUGGCUCGUGCAGUCGCAGAUCGAGAUCCAGAUGGAGCAGUACGAGGUGGCCCGCCAGACGCUGUCAAACUCGCUGAAGCACUCGCCGCACCUCAACCUGCAUAUCCGUGCGCGAGCCAUCCUGGAACGUGCCCGUGUCUACAACCCAAAGUCGCCGAGGCUGUGGCUGGAACAAGCGCGGCUGGAAGCCGACGUCAUUGGCAAUGUGCCAGUCGCCCGGACGCUGCUCUCGCGGGCCCUCCAAGAGUGCCCAAAGUCGGGUCUCCUCUGGGCUGAAUCCAUCCUGCUCGAGCAGCGACCGCAGCGCAAGGCCAAAGAUGACCCGGCGAUCACGUGCAUGAUUGCCCGGCUGUUCUGGUCCGAGCGGCGUAUCGAGAAAGCCCGGACCUGGUUCGAGCGCGCGGCAGCAGCCGACCAGGACUACGGCGAUGCGUGGGCGUGGUGGCUCAAAUUCGAGGUUGACCAGGCGGCACGUGCCGACGAACAGCUGAUGCUUGAUGAGCGGAUCAAGGCGAUCGAAGAUGCAUGCAUGAGGGCCGAUCCGCACCACGGCCAGGUGUGGCCAGUGGUAUCCAAGGAUCCCAAGAAUGCCCGUCUUUCUACAAGAGACAUCCUGCACAAGGUAUCGGAAAGGCUGGGCCAGCUGCGCCAACUGUGA